CUUCCCCCCGCUCGCCAAACGAUCAAGAGAGAGGAAAAACGAGCAAGCAUACACGGCGUUUCCGCUAGCGUCACCCCGAGAUCGGUGUUAAAUGGAUGUGGACCAACCCUCGCGGCCCGCAUGUGCCAGCAGCCCAUCCAGCCUCGCGCCCUCGCCGCACGAUGAAGACCAGAAACCCCAAUUGACCGACUCAAACUCGCCGCCACCCAAGGCCAAAUCGAGCAACGGCGAUUGGCGCAAGAACAAGCGGACGCGAAAAGCAUACAGCUGCAUACCGUGCCACAAACGAAAAGUGAAAUGCGACCGCGCACGUCCGUGUCACGGCUGCGUCAAGCGCGGCGAGCCGAGCGCAUGCAUUUGGGAGACCGAGGAACCCAACGCCGAUCUACCCAGCGAAGAGCGCGAUAAGCUCAUAGCGCGUAUUCGAGACCUCGAAACGACUCUCGUCAAGCUCCGACGAGGAGACACCUCCGCCACCACCACUGCCGGCCCUCCAUCCCCUACCUCCC
Molecule: messenger RNA, 509 nt
Organism: Punctularia strigosozonata HHB-11173 SS5
Lineage: Eukaryota; Fungi; Basidiomycota; Agaricomycetes; Corticiales; Punctulariaceae
Exons: 6
Source: RefSeq, a predicted model, not a curated record